AUGCAUUUUAUUGUGCAACUACUGCGUAGCGUAAACUCGCGGCGAAAAUCGAAUCGCACCCGUUCGCCCAAGCGUGACCCUCCCCUCGCCCUCGCUUUCAUUUCCCUAGGUCCCACGCUUCCGCUCUCUGUCGCCCGCGUCGUCGCCAUCGCUUCCGCAACUCGUCGCGUUCGCGACCCCUGCCCGUCGCCUUCGCUCCGCCCGUCGCCUUCACUUCCCCCCCGUCGCCUUCACUCCCCCCCCCCUUCCCCCCCUUUCCGUCGCCUUCACUUCCCCCUCUCGUCGCCUUCACUUCCCCCUCCCGUCACCUUCACUUCCCCCUCCCCUCGCCUUCACUUCCCCCUCCCGUCGCCUUCAUUUCCCCCUCCCCGUCGCCUUCACUUCCCCUCCCGUCUCCUUCAUUUCCCCCUCCCGUCGCCUUCACUUCCCCUUCCCGUCGCCUUCACUUCCCCCUCCCGUCGCCUUCACUUCCCCUUCCCGUCGCCUUCACUUCCCCCUCUCGUCGCCUUCACUUCCCCCUCCCGUCGCCUUCACUUCCCCCUCCCGUCACCUUCACUUCCCCCUCCUCUCGCCUUCACUUCCCCCUCCCGUCGCCUUCACUUCCCCCUCCCGUCGCCUUCAUUUCCCCCUCCCCGUCGCCUUCACUUCCCCUCCCGUCUCCUUCAUUUCCCCCUCCCGUCGCCUUCACUUCCCCUUCCCGUCGCCUUCACUUCCCCCUCCCGUCGCCUUCACUUCCCCUUCCCGUCGCCUUCACUUCCCCCUCUCGUCGCCUUCACUUCCCCCUCCCGUCGCCUUCACUUCCCCCUCCCGUCGCCUUCACUUCCCCCUCCCGUCGCCUUCAUUUCCCCCUCCCCAUCGCCUUCAUUUCCCCCUCCCCGUCGUCUUCACUUCCCCCUCCCGUCGCCUUCACCUCCCCCAUUUCCCCCAUUCACGCUCUCUUACCCCCUCUGCUCGCCCCUGUUUUCCCGGCUCACUCCUAUACUCACUCUCUCCCUUCCUGCUCACUCUCUUCCCCCCUGCUCACUCUCUUCCCCCCUGCUCACUUUCUUUCCCCCUGUUCUCAUCCCUCUUUCCCCCUUUCUUACCCAUUUCCCCCCUGCUCGCCCCAUGCUUACUGGCUAUCCCCUUUGCUCACCGCCUUCUCCACCCUGCUCUGCUCACUCUGUUCCCCGCUUCGCUCACUCCUCUGCCUAA
This is a messenger RNA of Closterium sp. NIES-65, 1194 nucleotides long. The record is from the annotation of a GenBank genome assembly. Lineage: Eukaryota; Viridiplantae; Streptophyta; Zygnematophyceae; Desmidiales; Closteriaceae.